ACACACGCACACACACACACACACACACACUAGCUCGAAGCGGUGUAUGAUUUAGUUUCACUUCCAUCCCGUCAGUACUGCUGAGCGGACAUUGACCACAUGACAUUGUAAACACGGUUUUAAACCACAGCGGCUGGAUGAGUGGGCCAACCUUCUCCUCCCCCUCUGCAGAGGUGGCUGAGAUGAACCGCAUCCAUUAUGAACUGGAGUACACAGAGGGCAUCAGCCAGCGCAUGCGAAUCCCUGACACCCUCAUGGUGUCAUCAGCGAAGCAAAAAGGCUCUCUGUUACUUCAGCAACCCAUGCCUACACACACGACUAUGAUGCAAGUACCUGAGAGGAUCGUAGUAGCAGGUGAUGAUGGGGAUACUCUAUUUUCACGAACCCGAGACCUGGACCUGAUUCAGUCUGUCCCGCCUGUGGAUCUCUUGAACAUGAAGGCCCCACCGCGUGUCCUCACCCUCUCAGAACAGCCACUGGACUCUCUUGAAACUGAACAAACUCCCACCUCACAGAGCAAUCCCGGCCCGGCCGCCAACUUCCAUGCUCGGUCUCGAAGGGAGCGCAGUGCCAGUGAGAACAUGUCUGCUCGCCACAGCAGAUUGGACGUAAGUGUAACUCCUUCCCCUUCUGCCCCUCCGGUCCGCUUGUGCCCCCCUCUCUGCUCCCCAGAGGAUGCAAACAUUGACCUGUUCACAGCCACAGGGUUCCUGUCCUACGUCCAGUCAACCACACGCCGGGCAUACCAGCAAGUCCUGGAAGUGCUAGAUGACAGCCACCGCAGGACACACCUGGACCUGGCCCUGGACAUGAACCAUGAUGAAUCUGGUUUAGUGGACGCAUCCUCUCUGCGGCGACAGAUAGUCAAGCUGAACCGGCGUCUGCAGCUGCUGGAAGAAGAAAACAAAGAACGCUCCAAACGAGAGGUGAUCCUGUAUUCUGCCACUGUGGCAUUCUGGCUUAUUAACACCUGGAUCUGGUUCAGACGCUAACAUGGGACAAGACGAAGUCUGCCAAAACACUGGAAGCCAAAGCAAGUCCUUGUUCAAAGAAAUACAGAAUUUGUCUUUCCUACAUCUAAAAAUGAAAAAGCAACGACUGGAAACUAAAGGACAAUUGCUUAUAUCCUCGACUUUCAAGCAAAUUUAAUUUAGGAUAAAAAGCUUGGUGCUGUCCAAAUAAACCAGAAGCAGUGAAACAACCAUUGUUUACAAAACCAGUUAUAUAAUGGUGUUUGGUGUUUCCACCCAUUGUUGCUUUAUGUCACAUUAGCUAGCACUCACAUCUUACAGAACCACCAGGGCAAGAGGUAAUGUUAAAGUUAGCAAGUCUUACAUUUAACGAUUUAUCUGUUUACCUGGCAAGACAAAGCAUAAUGAGAGCACUGCUGCAGAUGUUCACUUGAGUUAAGGACAAACUAAACAGAUGGUUUAGAAUAUGGGGGCCAUGUUAAAGUUGUAAAGGAUCUUGAAAACCUGGCAUUAAUCAGUGGACACCACAAAACUUUACUAAAGAAUAAUGUUAUGCCAAAACAACAUUCAAAACUAAAUAUAAAUGAUUGCAAGGGUAAACAAGGAUUUACUUCAGGCCAAAGUGUUUUGGGAACCGAGUUCAGCGCUGGAGCUGUAGUUACAGGACCAAACCUCGGAGCGGAAUUUAUCUUGUCGGUUUGAAAUUCAGGUUUGUAAGUUUUGUCAAAAAGUACCAUUCAUCAAGUGUCAAAGUAACAUGAAUUACUCUAGAGAUGCCAUAACACUUACCCUUGAUGUCCUUUAAGUUCUGCAAUACUCCAAAACAUUUAUGUACAGCACUUAAAUAACAAAGUGUUAAAAUGUUUGUAGUCUGUCCUUUUUAAAUGGGUUAUCAUUAUUAUUAUUUUUUUUUUUACGUCUCUCUGGCAGCCAUGUUUAAGACUUCCAUUAUAAGCUAGAUGAAGCGGUGACAAACAAAGGAUAGGGUGCUCGGAGUAUUUUGGUGUAAAGUGAUAUUGUUCUCCUAUGAUGUUUGUAGUCGGAGCUUGUUUUGUUUUUUCUCCUAGAAAAGUGACCACUUGUGUUUUUUUUCACAAGUUACCCACAAGUCUACAGGAAUGGACGAUGUGGUUCUAAUCAUCUUAUAAUGUGAUAUAACUCUAAGAGCUACUGUGUUUAUGAUUACAUGUAAAACAUGACUACGUAUAUGAAAUGUUGAUGUCAUUAUUUUUCAGUGAUGAAAUCAGUGUGUAUUAUAUAAGGGUUAAUUUAUUACUAUAACAACAACGUGUUGCUGUGACCAUUUUCUCCCUGUUAAGCGCUGUACCUAUCUCUUUGGGGUUUUACGGUAUGAAUUUUACUUUGUUUGUAAAAUGUGAAUACACUCAUAGUUUGAUUAUAUUUUGCUGUAAUAAAUAAUGGAUGUUAAACUC
This is a messenger RNA of Labrus bergylta (ballan wrasse), 2404 nucleotides long. Its product is annotated as mitochondrial fission factor homolog A. The record is from RefSeq and is a predicted model, not a curated record. Gene Ontology annotation, cellular component: peroxisome; mitochondrial outer membrane. NCBI's taxonomy places the organism in Eukaryota, Metazoa, Chordata, Actinopteri, Labriformes, Labridae. Gene Ontology annotation, biological process: positive regulation of mitochondrial fission.